GGACACGGAGGAGGAGGAGGAGGAGGUGUGUAGGGGAGAGGAGCAGAGAGGGAGGAGCUGUAAAAAAAAAAAAGUCUUAAAGUCUUAAAUUUCAACACAUCGUCGUCUGAGCCUUCACGUCGCAGGAAUUUAAGGACUUCAUCUCAAAGGAAACUAAUCCACAUCAGCCAUGGGUGUCGAAGGCGGGAUGAAAUGUGUCAAGUUCCUGCUUUUCUUCUUCAACUUCAUUUUCUGGUUAUGCGGCCUAGCGUUGAUCGUCGUGGGAAUCAUGGUUCAAAUCGGUUUGCACAAAUCCUUCAUGAUCAACGAUGCGUCAGCCUCGGGAGUGCCCAUCGUCCUCAUCGGAGUCGGCGUGGUGAUCUUCUUCAUCGCUUUCUUCGGCUGCUGCGGCGCUUGGAAAGAGAACUACUGCAUGAUCACCACGUUUGCCGUUCUCCUCUCACUCAUCAUCAUUAUCGAGAUAGCUGCAGCGAUUGCCGGGUACAUCUUCAGAAACAAACUCUCCGCAGUCGUCCAGGAUAGUCUCACUGAAAUGAUUAACAAAUACAACAACGGCACAACUGAAUUCAAAAAGGCAGUGGACAAACUGCAGGAGGAUAUGAAAUGCUGCGGUGUGAACAGCUCUUUGGACUGGAAACACUUCAAACCUGAAGGAAACUCUGUGCCCGACUCAUGCUGCAAGAAUGUCACUGCGAACUGUGGGAUAGGGACGAUGACAGACGCUGCCAUGGUGUACCAGAAGGGCUGUCACGACACUGUGGAGGCUGUGCUGAAGAAAAACAUCCAGUGGGUCAUAGUUGCAGCUCUUGUUAUCGCUUUCCUGCAGAUAAUGGGCAUCGUGUUCGCCUGCAUGUUGAUGAGAGGCAUCCGCAGCGGCUACGAAGUCAUGUGAUUCAGCUCCACCUCGGAAUAGGAGGAGCCGGUCGUUCAGAUCACUUAUUGGGAGGCUUUAUUUCAAAACUUUUCAACGUGUUCAUCUUAUCCUUCAGAUAUAAUGCACAGAUCCACAUAUUUCUCUCUUGUUUUGAUUUUGGAUUAUAUUUUCAUAGGUCACCGACGUCUCUGCUUCGAUACUGUACGAGCUUUAGGAGGCUCUGAAUGUUAGGAAAGAUUAAUGUCCACUCUGUUGUUAGUGUAUGUUCUUGUUGGCUGCGAGGGAUUCUAACAUCUUUUACUUGGCUUGUUCUUGAGAUCUGAGUUUUUAUGUUUUGCUCGUUUCCAGUUUCUAUUUUUAUUAAAGACUCUUUAAAUUA
Larimichthys crocea (large yellow croaker) is the source of this 1253-nucleotide messenger RNA. RefSeq names its product CD63 molecule (gene cd63). Gene Ontology annotation, biological process: regulation of vascular endothelial growth factor signaling pathway. Lineage: Eukaryota; Metazoa; Chordata; Actinopteri; Sciaenidae. The transcript is spliced from 8 exons. The record is from RefSeq and is a predicted model, not a curated record. Gene Ontology annotation, cellular component: plasma membrane. Bases 170 to 892 code for a protein of 240 amino acids.